This is a messenger RNA of Emiliania huxleyi CCMP1516, 849 nucleotides long. RefSeq lists its product as hypothetical. The transcript has a single exon. The coding region runs from base 1 to 849 and encodes 282 amino acids. The record is from RefSeq and is a predicted model, not a curated record. Lineage: Eukaryota; Haptophyta; Isochrysidales; Noelaerhabdaceae.
AUGGUCGACUUCAUCUGCGCCGAGGCCGGCCUCUGCAACAAGCUCCGGUCCGUCCUCUCGUACCGCGAGGCGGCCGUGCAGCGGGGCCGCCGGCUGGUCGUGCUGUGGCGACUCGGUGCCGCCUGCGACUCACCCUUCGAGGACCUCUUCGAGCCGCUUCCCGGAGUCGUCAUGCUGCACGGUCUCGGCGAGCUGCCGCCGGCGCACCGCGAGGCGCUCGCCGCCGGCGGCGGAGCGGCGAAGGCCUCCGUGUACGACUCGCACCCAUCCAUCAAGUACACGGAGACCGAGGCGACGAUGUACGCCGCGCUCUCGCCGCUCCCGCCCGUGCGCGCCGCCGCCGCAGCCAACGUCGCCGCGUGCGGCGGAGCGUUUGUCGCGGUGCACAUGCGCCGCACCGACCACACGGCCAUGUUUGGCGACCGGACGCCCGACGAGGCCUUCUUCACCUUCUUGGAGGAGCGCGCGCCGCUGCCCAUCUUUUGCGCGACCGACAACGCGCUCACGCUCCGCGAGGUCGGCCGCCGCUUCCCGCUCCGGCUGCGCGGCGCGGCGCCGAUCCCCGAGCCGGCGGGGGGAGAGGCGGAGAGAGAGGCGGAGGGCGAGGCGCGGCACACGAGCGUCGAGCGCGCGGCGGUCGACCUGCUCACGUGCGUCGAGGCGACCGCCUUCAUGGGCACGUACAUGUCCUCCUUUAGCGACGCCAUCGCGCUGCUGCGGCGGGCGCGCGGCCUGGACACCUCGGACGACAGGCACGUCGUCCGCUCGCUCGGAGGGAAGCACUACGACCCGGACGUCCACUCGGUGGCGCUGCCGCCGCUCGGGCCGCCGGCGGGGGAGCCGGGGUAA